Penicillium lagena is the source of this 1107-nucleotide messenger RNA. RefSeq lists its product as uncharacterized. The coding region runs from base 1 to 1107 and encodes 368 amino acids. The transcript has 3 exons. The record is from RefSeq and is a predicted model, not a curated record. NCBI's taxonomy places the organism in Eukaryota, Fungi, Ascomycota, Eurotiomycetes, Eurotiales, Aspergillaceae.
AUGGGGUCCUGGGAUUACUAUUGCGCCCUCUGCGGCUCGACCUUCUUCGGCGGCAAGAUAUCUCAAAAACCACGCUCAGCCCGCUUUCUUCGAGCUCGCCGUCUGUCCGCGGCCGAUCGACAGAUUGAAAAGCUCACUAGAGAGGGUGCGCCAAUUCCGGAAGAGCUGCACAGGGAGUUUGAUGAAAACAAUGAAGAGUCAAGUGAAGACAAGAAUGAUGCAAGCAGCAUGGACGAAUUCGAUGAAGACCACAGGUACGACCCCAAUGUUAUCACCGAGGAAGAGUCAACGUGGACUCUGGACCUCCAGUGCCUGGGCUUAAAUUCCGAGUCAUCUCCGAGCAAAGCAUUCCUCUCUGGUAUCGGCACUAGUGAGGAUUACGGAGGCCUUCGCGUUGACGCUGGAGACGACCCAAACUACCCCGAUGAUGAUUUCUUUUCGGCAUACUGUAUCACCGGCGAAAGCCCUGUCUACCCAUUCCAUCCAAAGUGUCUUGACCUAUUCCGUUUGUUAGUGGCCCAUAAGAGUGGUUCUGGGGCAACACCCGUAUCCGUUGAUGGAAGCUGGAUACCACUAUCUCUGGACCUAGAUAAAGAUACGCUCUUCGCCAUCUUACAUGAACGCGGCAAAUUUUCUUCUCGUCUAGACAUAGAUUACGGAGACCCGGAGCCCCCUGAUGAGCAGUUCUGGGAGUCCAAGCCAGGCGAGGAACUCUUCAUCGCAGACCCAACCCGAGAUGACGAGCUUGUGAAGAGCAUGAUUCUCACUCGAGUCUUCUUCCCUUAUAAGCCUAUUGAACGCUUCCCCCACGUUCACCGCGCCUUGGAUGGCAGCAGUUCCUUGUGGCUGAGAUAUAUUGGGAAAGCCAUGCCAUGGUUCUUUGAGCUACACGACUUUCUGGGCAAUCUAACCGACUCGAACGACGAUGGGCAUGGCACCACUAGCUCCAAUGCCGAUGCGCUCCGUGACAAGUCACUACGACGCUUCUUCGUGUGGGCAGAUCGCAUCACAACCCCUCGAGUUGGUAAAAAGGGGCCCUUUAUUGGCGUGGCAAACCGUCGUCGAAUCUGGGCCGUUAUAGAGGAUGCCACUGAAGAAGCGGCUUAG